Molecule: messenger RNA, 1506 nt
Organism: Sitophilus oryzae (rice weevil)
Lineage: Eukaryota; Metazoa; Arthropoda; Insecta; Coleoptera; Curculionidae
Product: protein yellow-like
Exons: 4
Coding region: 279-1490 (403 amino acids)
Cellular component (GO): extracellular region
Source: RefSeq, a predicted model, not a curated record
GUCAAAUAUGAACUUAAAUUGGUUAUCAGUAGUAGCAAAUAGAUAUUCUAUAUUUUACUGUGUACCAUAUUUACUAAAGUAUAUGUAUGUACUACUAGUAGUUUUAUAUAUCUUAAGAAAAAUAAAUGUGUUUGCCUUUUGUGAAUGGUGGUUUUGAUCUAGUCUAAAUUAAAUUAAGGUUUGAGAGCCAGUAGAGGCUGUAAAGUUACUUUAUGUAGCUCUGGUUAAGAGAAAAAAGAACUACACACUUUCAUUUUCCUUUAGCUGUUUGUAAGAAGAUGCUGUGUGUGCUGCGCGUUGUGUUUUAUUUUAAUGUGCUGUUUUGUUAUUGUUGUCAUGGAUAUUUUAACGAAAACUACGGAUUCGGGAUAGAAUACCAAUGGGUCUAUUUAAACUACACCUGGCCUUCACCAGCACACUACCAAUGGGCAAUCUCCACAAAAACCUACAUACCGCAAAACAACGCUCCAGUGGGAAUCAAAAUUUACAGAAACCUUCUUUUUGUUUCAAUCCCAAGAUUCAGAGAGGGCAUACCAGCAACACUCACAGUCCUGGACAGACUUACUGCAUCCAGAACCAAUCCUUUACUAACACCAUACCCCAGCUGGUCAGCAAACGGCAUUUCUAACUGUCACGGUCUUCAAAGUAUCCAAAGCAUGGAGGUGGAUACCCGUGGUAUCAUGUGGAUUAUCGAUGGUGUCCGUAUCAACAAUUUAACCACUUGUCCUCCAAAAUUAGUGCUUUUGGACCUGAAUAAUGAUGGUAGAUUGGUUCAUAGUUAUGUUUUUAAACCGGAAAUUAGUUUAGGUCAAGGAGGAUUUCUAAAUGAUUUGGUUGUGGAAGAUGUGGAUGGGGGUUAUGCUUAUAUCACGGAUAAUUCUGGCAUAGAUCCAGGAAUAAUUGUGUAUAGUAGAAGAAAGAAUAGGGCUUGGAAAUUAAGGGAUGGUUCUAUGUUUGCUGAAAGAAGGGCAAGUAACUUUGCUGUAGCUGAUGUAGCUUUUAAUAAUUCAGUUCCUGUUGAUGGAAUUGCAUUAUCACCGAAAACCAUAAACGGAGAAAGAAUAUUAUAUUACUGUGCUUUGACUUCCUUUACUCUAUACUCUAUUCUGACAAAUGUAAUUCGAGAUGAAGAUAACUUGAAUAGUGGAAGCUGGAGAAACUUUGUAACGCCAGUUGGAACACUUACAUCUCAAGUGGACGGUAUCGCCAUCGAUAGCCAAGCAAACAUGUACUUUACCUUAUUGCCUCUGUAUGGAGUAGGUCGAUGGAACCUUAACGAUCCGUUAGAAUCGACCCAGAUGAUCCACCAAGAUCCAAGAACCACCAUUUGGCCUGAUGGAUUUGCUUUCGACCAGGAGGGAGUUCUGUACGUGAUCAGCAAUCAAGUAUUUCGAUACAUUGAUCCUAGAAGCACACCACCAAUCAACUCCAAUGUCAAAUUUCGUAUUUUGGGAACAUUUAUUGGCACCAGAAGUUAUUUGUAUGGAUGAAAUAGAAUAAGUUGAA